Molecule: messenger RNA, 559 nt
Organism: Arachis duranensis
Lineage: Eukaryota; Viridiplantae; Streptophyta; Magnoliopsida; Fabales; Fabaceae
Exons: 5
Coding region: 191-559 (122 amino acids)
Source: RefSeq, a predicted model, not a curated record
GCGCGGGAAGUUCCUCUGAUACAAAUCUGUUAGACCUAAAGGCCAUCUUGCCAUACUUAUUUAUCUUUUUGAGAAGAAUAGGAAAUACCCAUCAGUUAUUUACAAGGCACUGAGCAAGGGAAUUUAAGCGCUGUUGCUUAAAUAUCUACGUAGCAAUAUGACUAUCAAGACCUCAGUUUCAAUCAGUUGAAUGGAUCAAUUCCUAGCAACAAGCUUUCCAACAACCUCACAACCAUUGAUUUAUCGAACAACAAGCUUACUGGAACUAUUCCAUCCUACUUUUCUAGUCUUCCUGUUCUUCAAAGAUUGGAGUUGCAAAACAAUAGCCUUACAAGCAUAUCAGGCACUACUGAUAUUCCUCCAAAUGUCACACUCUCGCUCAAUGGAAAUCUUCUCUGCUCAAAUAACAAGUCCUUGGUUCAAUUCUGUGGAUCUGAGAUUGCUGACAAUAACACAAAUGGCAUUGUUUCAACAAAUUCCAGCUCAUGCCUUGCUCAAGCGUGCCCUCCUCCUUUCGAAUAUUUCUUGGACUGUUGGUGCACGAAAUUGUGAUCUCUAA